Molecule: messenger RNA, 5685 nt
Organism: Oncorhynchus kisutch (coho salmon)
Lineage: Eukaryota; Metazoa; Chordata; Actinopteri; Salmoniformes; Salmonidae
Gene: phactr4b
Product: phosphatase and actin regulator 4b
Exons: 14
Coding region: 1436-4132 (898 amino acids)
Biological process (GO): neural crest cell migration; actin cytoskeleton organization
Molecular function (GO): actin binding
Source: RefSeq, a predicted model, not a curated record
CAGCUGCGGCUCAGAGUAUUGUUUCUUCAUAUCCUAUGUAAUGCAUUCUCAUGCUUAAAAGUUUGCAUUUGAAACAGUGGCCAGGUAAACAUGGUUGUCAUGGCUUGCUGAAAUGACAUUGAACGAACCAGUAUCGUCUCAGUAUUGCUCUUGAGUGCUGACUGGAAGAGAAUGUAAAGAAGGCUUUUGUGAAGCAUAUUGCAUUAAUUUUUCACUUUUACAUUUUAGCAGACGCUCUUGUCCAGUGCGACUUACUGGAGCAAUUAGGGUUGUGCCUAGCUCAAGGGCACGUCAACAGAUUUUUCACCUAGUCAGCUCGGGAUUUAGACCAGCAACCUUUCUGCUCUUAACCACUAGGCUACCUGCCACCCCAUGACCUCCUCAGCAGUACUAGUGACAUUUCUGCUGAUGGAAUGCUGUGUGGUCUCAGAGCAGACACUUCCUCCUUUCUCUAUCUGAACUACAUCUCCAUUGAUAGAGGGCACAGAUAGAAAUAGAUAUCUCUGCCAAAUGACAUGCCAGUAGCUUUGUACCUGCUCUGGUUUUCCAGCUUUAAACAAUUUCAUUUUUAUGUCGGAAGUGAGAGAGAGAAGGUACUACUUUCUAUAUAUUUUUUCCCAAUUUUUGUGGUUUCUCUCUCGGACAGUGGCCCAUCCUUUUAGUUCUCUGUGACUACUCACACCUCUCAGCCCUACUGGCAGAGUUGCUGUUAGGAGCCCCCUGCUCAUGCUGUACAUCCAUAUGGUGGCUCCAUAGAGACAGAAUAUGAAUACCUCAGUGGAUGUCAUUAUUUAACCUUUGACCUGGAUCUGGCCACUGUCAGGUCACAUGAGCAGUCAGAGCCCACCGCUGAAACUACUUUCAUUACUACUGGUUUGGUUUAUUAAGCUGCUGAGUGCCCCAUUCAAAGUGGAAAGAGAUCCUGUGAAGAAGGAUCCCACUGUGGUGGGCAUAUAUGAAGGACUAAAGCCCGAGAGGUUAGCCAGAGAAUGUUGGUAAAUUCUGUCACUCUCUCACACACACACACACACACACACACACACACACACACACACACACACUAAAAUACAAGCGCAUAUUUAUACACCACCAGUGCAGCUCAAAGGAAUGAUAGGCAUCUGUCUGUGAAUGCUGACUGGCCAGAGACUCAAGGAGGGAGGGUCAGUGAGAAAGGGAGAGGGUGGGGAGCACUUCAAGGGAGCAGGGAGGGUAGGUCUUACGGAGACCAAAAGAGGGAGGGAGAGUGGGAGGAGUAUACCAGAGGGGAAAGAAAGUCGCACAGAGUUUCUGGCAAAGUAGACAGAGGUGUCCGGGAAAGAGGAGACCAGGGAACUUGGUUGAACAAGCUGUGGACCAGGUGUGCUCCUCCUCUGCCCAGCACGGAGUGCCUAUUCCUGGGUAGAAAGAGGAAAAGAGGCCCCUCUGGGGCUGGAUCAUGGGACAGAGCCUUCCUCUGGAGACCCCAGCUCAGGACCAACACCAACACAUCCACUGUAGCGUUGAUGAAGUUGACCACCUGCACAACACGACGGAAGGAGAUGGGGACAGCACCCCUCUCCCAUGCAAGGGCAAGGGAAAGUUCUCUACCCUUGGCAAGAUCUUCAAACCAUGGAAGUGGAGGAAGAAGAAAAGCAGCGAGAAGUUUACGGAAACUUCAGAAGUUCUGGAGAGAAAGAUGUCGAUGAGGCGACCGAGACAGGAGCUUAUAGAACAGGGAGUGCUGAAGGAGCUCUCAGAGAAUGAAGGGGACGAUCCUCACAGCCCCAAACAGUCCUACGUGAAGAAUGGCCACACCCUGCCCGUGGGUGGUGGUGGAGGGGGCAGAGGGCAGGAAAACCAGACAAGACCCCCCUCAGACCUUGGGAUGAACCCCUCAGACUUUAAGAUUAACCCAGCCUGGCUGCCCCAGAUAGAGGACCGCAGGGUCCGAUUCCCCCCGGACAUAGACCGCCAGGGUGGCCCCAGAGGCUCUGGGCAGCAGGAGGAGGGCCGGCGAGGAGGUGGAGGGUCCCAGGGGGAGGGGGAAUGGAAGUCUAACAUGGCCUGGCAGGGCCAGGCGAUGGUCCAGGUGCAGGGGAUGGGACAGGAGGAGGGUAGACGCGGGGGCAGACUCCACCCUUCUGAUGGAGACAAGCGGCCGGGCCUGCAGAAGGCGCCAUCAGAGGACGGUAGGAGUCGCCGCCCUGCUGAGACCGCAUGGAAACCUACCCUCCCCCGGCACGCGUCCGCAGAGGAGGGAAGGGCCCGUAGAGAAUCAGAGAGCCAUUUUGUUCCUGACCCAGAUUUGCUGCGGGACACUCUCCGAGAGUCUCUGUCCCCCAAACAGUCCGUUAUGCCCCCCAAGUGGCUGAUGAGCUCCACCCCCGAGCCCGGCAGCGAAGGGUCACCCUCAUCCCACACCCCAUCCAACCACCCUGCAACCACGUACUCUUCCUCCUCUUCUUCCUCUGCAGUUGCAAUGCCUGCCCGAACUGUCUCCUCUGCAGGCGCCAACCCCCAAUCUUCAGCAGUAGUGUCCUUCGCUCCAUCCUCCACCCCCCAGGCGACCAAGCAGCCUCCCCUCCCCCUGCCCAAGCCCGUCAACAGGGGCGUUAAUGCUGCCAUGUUGGCCUCCACUCUACAGGGGGGUGAGAACCAGAAUGACUCCCAACUGCCCCUCUACUGGUCCUGCUGGAAACGCGAGGGCGACUAUGAUGUCUACCUGUCCCUCCCUGUCUACCUGUGCCGGCGGGAUGGCAAGGGCCUGCGGUCAGGCAACCUCACCCAGGCCGGUACCAGACUGGUGCCAACUAAGCCCUCCCCACCGAUGCCCCCCAAGAGGACCACCCCUGUCACAAAGCGCAACCCGGAGGACCCGUCUGCGUCCACCCAGUCUGUUUCCACCCCCUCCCCUUCCCUUCUUUCUCCUGAGGACCAUCAUAACCACUCAGCAGGCUUCCAGAUGCCUCCCCCGUCCCCGCCCUUACCCAACCACAUCCCCCCUUCUCCCCCCCGCCAGCAUCUGCAAGCGCACUACCUCCACCACCAGCACUCCUACCAACAUCCCAUCCCCCAGCCCUUGCUCUUUGACCCCCCCAGCCCCACCAGUGAGCCCCCCCAGCGGCCGGCCCCCGUCCCCCUGCACAUCAUGAUCCAGAGGGCCCUGUCCAGCCCCGGCCCGGCCCAGCCACAUCCCGACGGCUCCCAGCGCUCAGCUCACUCCCUGCUCUUCGAGACACCGCCUGAGUACCAGGGGGACCGCAGCCGGCCCCUAGCCGUCAGCAUCCAGCCUCUGAAACUGGCUGAGGAUGACUACUCGGAGGAGGAGGAUGAUGAAGAAGAGGAGGAGGAGGAGUAUGAUGGGGAGCUCCCCCAGCCAGAGCUGGAGCCACGGAGCAGGAGGUGCAUGGUGGGAGAGCCCAGCAUCAAUGUCAUCCCUGAGGGACCCAACAGCAGUGAGGAGGAGGAGGAGGAGGAAGAACAGCAGGACUUGCAAAGGGACGACAGCGACUCGGACGGGCCAGUGCUCUAUAAAGAUGAAGAUUCAGACGAGGAUGAGGAGGAUGAGCCUCCACCCAGUGCUUUGGCCAGCAGGGUCAGAAGGAAAGACACUUUAGCUUUGAAACUGAGUAACCGACACGCCCCAGAGAAACAUGCUCGAGAGGACAAGUCCAGCGGUCACACCGAACGAUGCACUCCGGGACACACACCAGGACACACACACCAAGGGUCAACAGGGCUGACGUGGCAGAGCAGGGAGCAAUGGGAGGCCAUACGCACACAAAUAGGCUCUGCACUCACAAGGCGUCUCAGCCAGAGACCCAGUGCAGAGGAGCUGGAGCAGAGAAACAUCCUUCAACCCAAGAACCAGGUAGACAGGCAGGCAGAGGUCCGAGAGAUCAAACGUAGGCUCACCAGGAAGCUGAGUCAGAGGCCCACGGUUGCUGAGCUUCAGGCCAGAAAGAUCUUGCGCUUCCACGAGUAUGUGGAGGUCACCACAGCCAAUGAUUACGAUCGGCGAGCGGACAAGCCCUGGACCAAGCUAACACCCGCCGACAAGGCUGCCAUUCGGAAGGAACUCAAUGACUUUAAGAGCUCUGAAAUGGAGGUUCAUGAAGACAGUAGGAUCUACACAAGGUUCCACCGGCCUUAGCAUCCACCCCAUACUGGAAAGCACUUUCUUAACCAGUGGCUGGCGGAGUCUCUGGAGAGGAGUCGUAGGGUCUUGGUGCUCCCUAAACAGACUGCCUUUUUAUGUUGCUGAAUGUAAGGUACAGAUCAUCAAGGAAGGCCCUAGAAUUGACUGAACUGAAAACAGGGGGACUGAGGACCAGAUGCAGUAUUUCUCCCGGACAUUAGGGGGAACCAAGUGCCAACAAAGUGGAGAGCUGGCAGAGGGGCUUGACCGAGAGGACUGACUGGGAGCCACUGCCAAUGUGUGUUAUCCCUCAGGAACUUGGUUCCACUGACAAUGACCUUUUGCCUUUUUUCUGCUUUUACUCUGUAUGGCACAGUUAACCCAUGUUGCAGAGAUGUAAAUGUAAUAACAUUACAGUAAUAAUAGUCCUAAUAAUGACAGCUACAAUAAUAAACACAGUGAUAAUACAUGUUAGAGAGGAAGCUGCAGAAAGAGGAUGAGGAGGAAUACGACUGUGGGAUUUGCCGUUCCCCAAGACUGGAAAAGCUCUGGGAUAAUUGUGUAUAGAUUUCUGUGAUUUGUUAGACUGAAACUUUGGAGAGUUCUAAUAAUGACAACUGUAAUGCAUAAUAUUUUGAUCACAACAUAAAUUACUGCUUUUAUUUGAACCUGUUUUGUAGUGUGCAUUUUUACAUUUUAGUUACUUAGCAGACGCUCUUAUCCAGAGCGACUUACAAGAGCAAUUAGGGUUAAGUGCCUUGCUUGAGGGCACAUCAGCAGAUUUUUUUCCCCCACCUAGUCGGCUUGGGGAUUCGCAACAGCUAACUUUUGGUUACUGGCCUAACGUUCUUAACCGCUAGCCUGCCCUGCCUGUAUUUGUAUAUUUGGCUGUAACGUUGGGGUGAGCAUUUGAGCUGAUACUAGUCAUAGGAAAGAACACAAUGAGGAGGUAGUUGGUGUGCUAUUCUUUUUAUUUGUUUCGCUCUUUUUUUGCCAGACACUGAUCCCCAUGCUGACAGUAGAAUGCUGGUUUUUCAUGUCGCAGAUUUCUUCAAUUCGCUGCAUGAGCCAACACACAGUGCAAUUAUUGAAUCAAUACAUGAUUCUUUUUUUAUUUACGCUUUUUUAUUAGAUUGUUUUUGUACUUCUCUACAUAGGUCAAACCAUGCAAUGCUGCAAAUAAUAGCUGUUUAAAAAUGCUAAGAUCAUGAUGGCAUCUUAAAUGAAAUAAAAGUUUAAAUGUUACACAUCUUUAGAGAAUGUAUCAAAGUGCAGUUAGCGUAGAUCAGGAUUUGAUUAAUCAAACAUGAAAAAACAAUUUAGUGCAUUUUAUGGUUGACUGGGAAUCAUUUUGUCAGGAAAAUGCUUUUUUAUCUGGAGAAAUGUAUCAUGCUUCUGGUCAGUAGAUUACAGGGUCCUUUGCUGUACAGAUGCAUUUAGGUUACUGUUGUGUAUCUUUUUCUUCCUUAUUAUUUGAAAAUAAAUGUUAAAUAUAGUAAAGUAUUAUAUGUUGCUAUUUUUCUAAGCACAAAAUAUUACUAUAUAAUUAAACACUACAACAAUGGGAA